UAAAGGCGCAUAUGGAUUCAGUGGUAAGAGAAGAAAAAAAGAGUGACUUGAUGGAGCUUGUAAUUCUUGUCCCAUGUUGUUUCUUCCUCGUAGCUUUACUAAAGUUCCUUUAUGAUUACCUGUGGGUACCUCUCCGUAUACAGCGUAUGAUGAAUUCACAGGGAAUCAAAGGACCUCCUUACAGAUUCAUCCAUGGAAACAGCAAGGAAGUUGCCAGAAUGGAACAAGAAGCAUUAAGCAAACGUAUGGCCUUAACAGAUGAUAUAUUUCCCAAAGUACUGCCACAUUUUUACACCUGGAUCAACAGAUAUGGGAGGAAUUUUGUUUAUUGGAACGGUGCGCGACCUGAAUUGGUGAUUUCAGAGCCUGAAUUAAUCAAAGAGGUUCUGCAAACUAGUGAAAAAAAAAUUCAAGAAAAGAGCCUUUCAGAUAUUGGUAAGGAGUUCCUGGGGAAUGGGCUUCUAUUCAUUGCGGGGGAAAAAUGGGCAAAGCAUCGAAAGCUAGCCAAUCACGCUUUCCAUGGGGAAAGCCUUAAGAACAUGACUCCAGCAAUAAUUGCUAGCGUUGAAACAAUGCUAGAAAAGUGGAAAGGUCAAGAAGGCAGAGAGAUUGAAGUGUUGAAAGAAUUUAGGUUAUUGACUUCAGAAGUGAUUUCCAGAACAGCUUUUGGUAGCAGUUACUUAGAAGGGGAGAAGAUUUUUGCCAUGUUACAGAAGUUGACAAUAAUUAUGAGUCGAAAUCUUUUUAAGACUAGAAUUCCUUUGAUCAGCAAGUUGUGGAAAUCUUCUGAUUUGCUAGAGUCUGAAAAACUUUCAAAAGAAAUAAAAGAUCGUGUGAUGAAGAUUGUUAAGAAAAGAGAAGACGAAGCUGUGAAUGGAGAAGUCAAUAGCUUUGGCAAUGAUUUUCUUGGAUUACUUGUAAAUGCCUAUCAUGAUUCGGACGAGAAAAACAGGUUUUCAUUGGAAGACUUGUUAGCUGAAUGCAAAACAUUCUAUUUUUCUGGACAAGAAACUGUUAAUUCCUUACUUUCAUGGAUAGUCUUGCAUUUGGCAAUCCACGGAGAUUGGCAAGAAAAAGCGAGAAGAGAGGUGAUUGACAUAUUUGGUAACCAAAAUCCGCAUCUCGAAGGCGUCGCCAAACUCAAAAUAACGACCAUGAUCAUCAAUGAAACUCUAAGAUUGUAUGGUCCAUCAAAUGGCCUGGCAAGAGCAGUUACAAGAGAAGUUCAGUUGGGAAAGCUACUCUUGCCUGCUAAUAUAAGUAUUCUGCCUUUAUAUAUUGGAAUUCACCAUGACCCUCACUUUUGGGGAGAUGAUGUGCAUCAUUUUAAACCCGAGAGAUUCGCUGAAGGGAUUGCGAAAGCUACCAAUUAUACCGCGGCUGCAUUUCUUCCCUUCGGGUUGGGACCUCGAUCUUGUGUUGGUAUGACAUUUGCAACAAUAGAAACCAAGAUUGUUCUCUCCAUGAUUCUACAACGUUACACCAUUACCCUCUCCCCUGCCUAUAUCCACUCUCCGAUAUCCAUUCUCAGCAUUAGACCACAACAUGAAAUUCAGGUGAUACUUGAACCACUGCAUCAUAAUGCUUGAAGUACAUAGCUGUUAAGAACUAAGGGUUUAACGUGGUUCAUGUAUUUUAGGUUUAAGAGAUGACAUUUAAUAUGUUUAAGGUUCCAGCAUUUGCAUCCCCUUCCCUAUCCUAAGCUAUACCCACCUUUAUACAUAAUGAAAUUCAAGUAGCUACUGAUUUCCAAGAUGGUAAAACGCAAUCAAUAAAGAAGAAUAUGUUGAGGCAAGUUUCGGGAACAGUGACUUGAAAACUGACAACUGCACUCGGCACGUGUUCCUUAUUUGUUAGCAUGUUUAAAAUAAAUAUUUUAAUUAUUUGCUUGCAUCUUUUUAAAGAUUUUGUACAUUCUUAAACUAAUGGUUAUACUAAGGCUUGUUAGCGGUUUAAA
Molecule: messenger RNA, 1957 nt
Organism: Gossypium raimondii (Peruvian cotton)
Lineage: Eukaryota; Viridiplantae; Streptophyta; Magnoliopsida; Malvales; Malvaceae
Product: cytochrome P450 CYP749A22
Exons: 5
Coding region: 12-1589 (525 amino acids)
Molecular function (GO): iron ion binding; oxidoreductase activity, acting on paired donors, with incorporation or reduction of molecular oxygen; heme binding
Source: RefSeq, a predicted model, not a curated record